AGAAAACGCCAGGCCAGCAUAUAUCAUGGCUGGCUUGCAUGGCUUACACCUGCCAACUUCAAUUCUACAAUAACCCUCACCCCACCGCUUCAACUUUUCAUAAACACGAGCUAAGAUAGAAACACACACUACAGUUUACCCAUCAACUAAUUAACUGCUACUAUCAGGCGGUAGCGAAACGUACGAGAAAGCAGAAAUGGGAAAGAAGAAUCAGGCGGGUAUGAGCAACCUUUUGUUGGCGUUGCUACUAGUUUUGGUUGCUUAUAAUUGUGCUGCGGCAGCUGGGGCCGGUGGCGGAGGGGGAGGAAGAAGAGGUCACCAUCAGUUCGAAGCAGAGGCGGUGGAUUCAGAAGGGAAAGAUGAGCAGCAGCAGAAGCUCUUCAUGUUGCAGGAAGAGAAAGAGGUGGUGAGAACAGAAGCUGGGGUGAUUAAGGUGGUCAGCGGUGGCAGCGACAGAUUAAUGAAGUCGUUGCAGAAGCAGCCGUUAAUCGAUAUCGGGUUCAUCACUAUGGAGCCUAAAUCCUUGCUCCUCCCUCAUUAUCUUGAUUCCACCCUCGUCCUUUUCGUUCGUUUAGGGGAUGCAAGAAUCGGCCACAUAUACAAGGAUGAGUUAGUGGAGAGGGACUUGAAAGCAGGGGAUAUAUACACCAUUGAAGCCGGCUCUGCUUUCUAUUUGGUCAACACUGCAGGCGGGCAAAGGCUUCGCAUCAUUUGCAGCAUUGUCCGCGCCUCUCCUACCAUUGGAUCCAAUCCUUUCCAGCCGUUCUUCAUCGGUGGUGGAAAACAUCCUGCCUCCGUUCUUGCUGGAUUUGAUUUCAAGACGCUAUCAACCGCUUUUAAUGUGUCGGGGAGAGAGCUAGGGGAACUUCUAGGGGCGAAUUUGUCCGGCCCGAUCUUGCCGUUAUCAGAUUCUCAGCGUCCCGCAAAUGCCUGGAGUGGUUUCCUAGACCUGAAGAAAGAGGAGAGGGUAGCACUCUUGAAGAGGGCAGCUGAUUUUGAGGCACCCGUGGAUAGAGAGGGAGAAGGAUGGACAUGGCUGUUCAGAAAGCUGAUGAGUCCCUUGAUGAGCAGCAAUGACGAUGCUACUGAUCCUUACAACCUCUAUGAAAGCAAGCCGGAUUUCAGCAAUGACUAUGGCUGGAGCAUGGCUGUUGAUGAAAAUGAUUACUCUCCUCUCAAACUCCCCGACGUCACUGUUUACCUUGUCAAUCUAACUGCUGGGUCGAUGAUGGCGCCGCAUAUCAACCCGAGAGCAACAGAGUAUGGGGUUGUUCUUAGAGGAACGGGAGAGGUUCAAGUCGUGUUCCCCAACGGAACGCUGGCCAUGAAAGCCGAGGUGAAGGAAGGAGAUGUGUUUUUGGUGCCUAGGUUCUUCCCCUUCUGUCAGAUAGCGUCCCUAAAUGGUCCUUUUGAGUUCUUCGGCUUCACCACCUCGGCCAGGGACAACCAGCCCCAGUUCUUGGUGGGCGAAGGAUCGGUUAUGCAACUUCUGAGAGGGCGAGAGUUGGCAAAGGCUCUUGGGUUGAGCGAAAAGAGGCUCGGGGAGCUUCUUGACGCUCAAAGUUUAAGUACCAUCUUGCCGUCGGCCAAGGCUGCCCCGCGCAGGCUGGAGGAGGGAGAAGUGCUUAGGAUGAUGAUAUGAUCCAUAGAUGAGAAUGGAGGGUGUGAUGUUUCUGGUGUUUAUAUGUUUGUCUCUUUUCAUCUUUGUUGUUCAGUUACGACCAGUGAAACUUGAGUAGUUAUGCUUAUUUCUUCUUCGCUGUCCUGAUUAGUUUUGUUUCCGGGUGAUUCUGUUCUUUUAACUUUAGUUCAGCUCUUUCUAUAGCUGAAUACAAAAAUAUGCACAAAAAUGCGUUUCUUGUUGUGUAGUCCAGUUCAGUAAUAAAGGGCUCGUUUACC
Molecule: messenger RNA, 1899 nt
Organism: Cuscuta europaea
Lineage: Eukaryota; Viridiplantae; Streptophyta; Magnoliopsida; Solanales; Convolvulaceae
Source: the annotation of a GenBank genome assembly